Messenger RNA from Saprolegnia diclina VS20, 1999 nucleotides. RefSeq lists its product as hypothetical. NCBI's taxonomy places the organism in Eukaryota, Oomycota, Saprolegniomycetes, Saprolegniales, Saprolegniaceae. Gene Ontology annotation, molecular function: phosphatidylinositol binding. The record is from RefSeq and is a predicted model, not a curated record. Bases 26 to 1999 code for a protein of 657 amino acids. Gene Ontology annotation, biological process: retrograde transport, endosome to Golgi. The transcript has 7 exons.
GUUCUCUGUGAAACGCGAGCCGAGUAUGGCGACGCCGACGAGCGACGACGAGUGGAAGGAGAUGCUGUACAGCAGCCUCGAGUGCGAGAUCUGCAACCUGCCGUACGACAACACCGAGACCCAUACGCCCCGCCUCCUGAGCUGCGGCCACACGUUCUGCCAGUCGUGCCUCGGCGGGUGGGCCACGACCGCAAGCCAUGGCCACUCGGGCACCAACAUCAUUACAUGUCCUAGCUGUCGGCGCGAGACGCUGGUGGGCCGCGACGGCCUCCCAAAGAACUUUGAAGUGCUCCGGAUCCGCGACGAGCUUGAGCAAUGGACGUCGGAGCGACUCGCGGCCUUUCGCGCCCAAAGCGAUGGAAUCAUCAGGGAAAAGGAAACGAUUGCGCGCGAGGCCGAGCAGGCGGCGCAGAUCGCUCAGCAAAAGGCCGACCAAGCCGCGGACCACGCCCGCGCGCUGCAGCAGCAAGUCACUUUGAACGCACGCGAGCGCCAAGCCGCGCUGGAAGCCGCCGAGGCCGCGCAGCGCGGUGCCCGCGACGCCAUCUCGCUGGCGGAGAAGCUGCAGAACGAAACGGACGACCUCAAGCGGCAAUUGCAGCUCGACGCGCUGCAGCUCCAGCAGAUCAAGAAGGACGCGAGCACGUCGUCAGCGAUCGCGGCCGACCUCGAAUCCAAGGCCAAUGCGCUCCAAGCCCAGGUCGACCGUGUCAAGUCGCAGCUUUUGCUGCACUCGGGCAAGCAAGACCCAACGCGGAUGGUCGUACUGGUGUGCGAUCCCAUCACAGUCGGCUCAUGGCUCCUCCCAUACACGCGCUACACUGUGAUUUGCAUUGCGAAUGAAAACGGUGCCAUGGACUCGAUGCUGGCGGCGCGCGACUGGAUCUACUCCGUCAACUUGACGCAAGCCAACGCUUCGGUCCGCGUCUACCGCCGGUACAGCGACUUUGGCUGGCUCCAUGACGCGCUCUGCGUCGAGUACCCUGGCCUCUUCGUGCCAUUCCUGCCCGGCAAGACCUUUUUCAACGGCCACGCCGACUUUGUCAACGAGAGGAUGCGGUCGCUGCAGGCGUUCUUGCGCGAGAUCCUCCGCAAUCCGGUGCUCAGCCGCGGCGACGAUGUCCGCGCCUUCCUUCUCUUCUCAACCGAAGAGCUCGAAAAGUACAAACUCGCCAAAGCACCCGUCGCGUUGGCGUCGGACGUGGUCGUUGCCGCGCCACCCAAGCCCAAGAAGGUCCACUCGUCGUCGUGGUUGCGCACCGGCGCGUCGACAGGCCAGUGGGCGUGGGGCGCCGUGAGCUCGCUGACGUCGAGCGCAGCCAAGCUCGUGACGACGACGGCAGGUCUCGGUGACGACGACGCGCUCCUUGAAGUCGACAGCGAGCACGCGUGGUUGCAAUUGCGGCGCAAGAGCUACGAGCAACUUUGCCACAUGUAUGAGAAGGCGGUCGAGAAGGGCGAGAUCUCGCUGCGCGGCCAGCGCAAGCAAGCGACCGAGCUCUCGGAACUAGGCCACCUCCUCGGGCGGAUGGUCAAGCUUGACGACGGCAUCGUCAAGCGCAGCCAGUCGUUGUAUACGUUCCAGGCGCGCGUCGAAGGCGAGCUGCGGGGCAUGGGCGCGGACUUCGGCGGCGUCGCCGACAUGUCGGAGCACGCGGUGCAGGAGACGCUGCGCAUGCAGGUGCUGCAGUUGGGCGCGAUCGAAGAGGCAUUUGGCCGCGUCAAAGUCAAACAGGAGGCGGUCGAAGGGCUCGAGAGUGCGCUCCACGGCCCGGACGUGAGUCUGCGUGACGAUGCCCUCUCGAAACUGCCCACUGCCAAGACGACGCUGGACGCGCUCAAGGCGAGCGUCGUCGGGCAGCUCAAGGAGCUCGAGCCGACGCGGUCGAUCUUUGUCGCACGGAGCCUCGCCAAGUGCUGCGAGGACCUCCGCACGCUCAGCACCGAGUCGCGCGUCGCGUGGGAGACGCUUCGCGCCCGCCUCGAUGGCGCCGAGUAG